UUUAAGAUCUACACAACCAACGAAAGACGACUCGGAAACCGCAAUUCUUGUAAUGCAAGAACAAAUUGAAGCUCUCAAAUUGAAACAACAAGAGGAAAUGGAUAACAUGUUAUCGAAACUAGCUAGCGCAAAAGCGCAGAUACACGGUAGUCAGUCUGUAAAAGCGACUGCAGAUAACGAUAGUAACGAGUGUGAGGGCCCUAAAGUAGAAGUAGCGGCUACAACUGUCAAGUGCACCACUGUGGCGGCGCGAGUUUAA
Messenger RNA from Paramuricea clavata, 259 nucleotides. The record is from the annotation of a GenBank genome assembly. NCBI's taxonomy places the organism in Eukaryota, Metazoa, Cnidaria, Anthozoa, Malacalcyonacea, Plexauridae.